AUGGUUAGGAUACUGAGCCAAGAAGUCAGAGGUCUGCAGUUCGAAUCCAACAAUCUACCCUCUUACUACACCACUACGUAUGCUGCUCCGACCUACUACACAGAAGCCCUAAAGUACUACUCACCUCCAAGUUACUACACAGGGGCCCCUGCUCAUUACACGGCAACUUACGCUACUCCAAGCUACUACACUGAGGCUACCAAAUACUACGCAACAAAGGCACCGGAGUACUACACAACGACUUACGCUGCCCCAAGUUACUACACCGCAACUGGUCCUUCGUACUACGUGGAACCUAGCUACUACACCACAACUUAUGCUUCUCCGUCUUACUAUGCUGAGGCUGCUGAAUACUACACCACCAAGGCUCCCGAGUACACAACGUAUGCUUCGCCAAGUUACUAUACCGAAGCCCCCAAGUACUACACUACUACCUAUGCUGCUCCAAUUUACUACACUGAAGCUCCCCAAUACUACACCACUAAGGCCGCUGAAUACUACACUACUGCAGCCCCGGAGUAUUACCCCAAGAAAACUGAGUACUUCACCACACCUUACGCAGCUCCAGCCUACUACACUGAACCACCAAAGUACUAUUAA
Molecule: messenger RNA, 600 nt
Organism: Daphnia magna
Lineage: Eukaryota; Metazoa; Arthropoda; Branchiopoda; Diplostraca; Daphniidae
Product: extensin-2
Exons: 2
Coding region: 1-600 (199 amino acids)
Source: RefSeq, a predicted model, not a curated record